AUGCGUGUUCGUGGACGUGGCAGUGACGUCGCCAAUACCGGAAGUGGUCAGAACUGGAAGCGAAACACCGUCCUCGUACCAUCAAUAAGCCGGGAAUACUGGAAAUAAAAGACGGAAUGGCACAUUAACCAUGAUGUGUGGAGACAUUCGAGAACAUUCCCUUCUGUCACACUCUACUAACAUCUGAAGUGUUUGCUUUGCCCUCAUCAACACCAGCAGCGGAUCACUUUGAAGUCACUGUCGCUCAAAUACACCCCGAUAUUGUUGAGGGCAAGAGGUUCUGCGGCUUUACCAUGACCUGUCGAGACCGUACACUUGAGUUUCAGUCGGCUUGUAAGUCACUGCAAGGGAGACAGUUACAGAAUGGGACUCACGCUAAACCUGUCAUUAAUGCCCUUAAGCAGCGAAGUGACUUCACUCUUAUGGCCAAGAGAAUUGGGAAGGACUUGAGCAAUACUUUUGCCAAGCUGGAAAAGCUCACGAUUUUGGCCAAAAGGAAGUCGUUGUUUAAUGAUAAAGGAGUGGAGAUCGAAGAGUUAACGUACAUCAUUAAACAGGACAUCAACAGUCUGAAUAAGCAGAUAGCACAGCUGCAAGACUUUGUGCGAUCCCGCAGCGGCCAAAAUGGCCGCCACAUCCAGACACAUUCCAACACAAUUGUUGUCUCGCUGCAGUCGAAGCUGGCAUCCAUGUCCAACGAUUUCAAAUCCGUCUUGGAAGUGCGAACGGAGAAUCUGAAGCAACAGCGGAGCAGAAGAGAGCAGUUCUCACAGGCUCCUGUCUCAGCCUCACCUCUGGUCACCAAUAACUUCAACAGUUCGGUUCUGAUGCAGGAUGAGUCGAGGAGUCUGGGAGGAGAGGUGGCCAUCGACAUGGACUCCAGAGCAAACCCUCUACAGCUACAGCUUAUAGAUGAACAGGACUCGUACAUUCAGAGCCGAACAGACACGAUGCAGAACAUCGAGAGCACCAUCGUGGAACUGGGUUCUAUUUUUCAGCAGCUGGCACACAUGGUCAAAGAGCAGGAGGAGACGGUCCAGAGGAUUGACGGCAAUGUGGAAGACACCCAGCUAAAUGUUGAAAUGGCCCACACCGAGAUCCUCAAAUACUUCCAGUCUGUCUCCUCCAACCGCUGGCUUUUGAUCAAGAUAUUCCUCGUUCUCAUCGUGUUCUUCAUCAUCUUUGUGGUCUUCCUCGCUUGAUAGGGAACGACUGUGAGAGAGGAGUGAUGAAGAUGAAGCCCAAAGGGUUGAAGGAGGGCUAAGCGGGGGCACGGACUCAUGGGCGAAUGUGCAAAAACACGGAAGAACCGGACUGUGGGGGGUGGAUUUUGAUGCUCAUUGGUUAAAUGAUUUUAGUCUGAGUGACUUAAGUCAGUUCAGUUGUAAUUUCUGUCACUUCUCAGAUUCGAUUCUCUCACUAUAGAGAGAUCAUGAUUGAGGCGAAACUGAGAUUUAUUGUCUAUUUAGGGAGUGGAUGGUGUUCUGAUCUACAUCUGCAUUCAUAUUUGAGCCUACAUUUUCUAUAAUAGUCAUUUAUUAAAAGAGAAGGCUUUUCUCCCUUAAUGGUUUGAUUUUUCAAACUGGUUUAGUUAUAUUUUUCUGACAGUGUUAUCCAUAAUCAGCGAUAACAUUUUUACAAUAAAUUAUAUUUGAUUCCGAUAAACCUGAUAAAAAUACCACAAUAAUCUCUAUUCAUUAGUUUUCAUAUGAAGGCAAACUCUUUAUUGCUUUUCUUUUGAAAUGUUCUGUCAUAAUUUCACCCCAACAUCUGAAGUUAAGAAUAUAUUUCUCAUUAAGACAAUGAAACUCUUUUUUUCAUGAUUUGAAUUUGAUGAAAAAUUAAGCAUUUUCCUUCCCUUAUGUUUUGCAUUUGUACUUGUAAAAUGGCCAUUAUAAUUGAAUUAAUUGUGUUACUGUUAUUUGAGUUUUCUCUUUUACAAUUGCUUCACUUUUUGAUAAUUGUCUUUAUGCCAAAUAUAUUUAUUCUUUUGUGGGGUUGAAAUAUAUCAAACAGACAUUUCUUGAGAUUUGUCAUUACUCUCAUAGUGUUAUUAAGGGCCCUGUAAAUAUAGGGCCCAAAAUAUUAUAAGUUGUUUGAAAUGUUCACUUGCUUUUCUUUUUUUAUCUGAGUUUGAUUCUGCCAAAUACUAGAGGAGUAGAAGAAACUGUCUGGUCUUAUGAUUUUUGCCUUGUUUUAUGCAGGAAUAAAUGAGGUGCAAAUGAAGACGAGAGGUUUUUAUAUAGGCGCUUACUGUACUAGAGAGUUACUGUACUAAGAUUAAAAUGCAGUUUAAUGGGCCAAACGAAAAUCCAGAUGAUUCUACAAAUCCAGAUCAUGGCUGAAAAAUGUGCAUGUGUGUGAAAAACUGGAACCGAACAUCUGCAAAUGGAGAAGACUGGCACUUUGAUAAAUGUUUUCAUCUUUUCUAAGAAGCAACUUUGGCCCACUGAACACUUAAGCCUGGAAGAUCUGCUCCAUCAUACUGUGAAUAAUGAAGGAGAAAAGCUAGUUGAGAUGUGAUUCCUUUGGAUGGAAGCAGCAUUUUGAAGGUCAAACCCUAACAAGAAAAACAUGGACUCUUUCUGUCUCGCACACACCGCAUGCUCAUGUACAGUGUAUUAUUUAAUGAGCACUUUUUAUGAAAACUGUUUCUGGGCUUUUUUAGCUGAAUGUUCUGCAUCUCUUGUAUAAACUGAACACUGUUGUAAUGCAAAGGACAAACAGUACUGAGUAAAACACAUCUAGGAAACUGA
Triplophysa dalaica is the source of this 2756-nucleotide messenger RNA. RefSeq names its product syntaxin 5A (gene stx5a). Gene Ontology annotation, molecular function: SNARE binding; SNAP receptor activity. The record is from RefSeq and is a predicted model, not a curated record. Gene Ontology annotation, cellular component: endomembrane system; SNARE complex; Golgi membrane. The coding region runs from base 294 to 1202 and encodes 302 amino acids. The transcript has 11 exons. NCBI's taxonomy places the organism in Eukaryota, Metazoa, Chordata, Actinopteri, Cypriniformes, Nemacheilidae. Gene Ontology annotation, biological process: endoplasmic reticulum to Golgi vesicle-mediated transport; intracellular protein transport; vesicle fusion.